CGGAGCUCACAAUUGAACGACCGAUCGCGUCGCCGUCGCAAUUUCUACGCGUUGGUUUGUUCGUCGCAUCAAAAGAAGGUUUUCAGACAACCAUUGGAUCGCCAUAACUAUUGCAUGGCAGGAAACCACAAUGGCACCCCCAAGAGUUAUUCAUCACGACACCUCAAUCGUUCAUACCCCAGAAUAUGAGGAUUUUAUCGCAAAGCUCAGAGUCUAUCAUGAAAAAAGAGGAACGCAUUUCGAUCCUGAACCACGAGUUGGAACCAAGACUAUAGACCUUUUACAUCUUUACAAUACUGUGAUUGAGCGCGGUGGCUAUGAUAAAGUCAGCGAUGAGAAGCUUGCAUGGAGAAAGCUUGGUUCAGAUUUCAACUUGGGAGCUAAUAAUUUACCUGCGCUCGCAUUUAGUCUCAAAACGACUUAUUAUAAAUACUUAGCUGCAUAUGAAAUCUCGACUUUUCAUGGCAAGGUGCCACCUCCUCGUGAAAUUUUAGAAGACACAACGGCUAAGGGUGGGGGACUUCUUUUUCGGACUAUGGACAAUUUUAGACCCUCAAUUCGCAGAGAAACGGGCAUGCUUGGUACCGAAAAUUCAGAGGCUUCUGGCGACGAUGGCACACCUGUGCGCGACAGGAAUGGAAGUGAAGAAAUGCCGGGCUCUGGGGGCAGAGUGACUCGAGGUCUGCGACAAGCUCCUCCACAGCGCGUAUUAUUCCAACCUGAUACACAACCAUCUCGACAAGUUCGACAACAUCCUUCCGCAACUUCUCAUCCACCUCCAACCCCACAGCACCACUUACCCCAACAUCAAACACCAUCGCAUUCGCAUCAACAUCAUAUGCCACGAGUCGGCGGCCCCUACUCGCACAAUCCUUCCUCUGGUACCGAAAGUAUGUCACUCGCGGUUGCAAGUUACGAGCCUCGGCUCCAAAUGCCAUUGACACUCCGUCCUAUAAUCACCCCAGGAAAUAACGCUGUUGAGUUUGCGCGACGCCAAAAAGCUUUGAAAGAUGCAGCUGUAGCUGCAGCUGCAGAAGGUACCAAAAGUAAUGCAAUUCCUAGGGGGAUGAUGUUGCCCGGCAGUAAGUGGUCUAGUUUUCCUCUGCAAGUGUUUUUACCUUUUGAGAGUGGUGGCUAACAGUCCGAAAAAAAGCUGGCUUUGAUGGACCUAAUAUUUAUGUUCGUUGCCUCUGUUCUUUAAGAUCUGGUAUCAAAGAGGAGCAAGAUUACGCUCUGCACCACCUGGUUAAGAUCUCGAUGGAACGUGGUGAUAAAUACAAAUUCGAAGGAUUUCCAGGUUUGGCCGAAGCCCUGAUCGAGAAAAUGCUCGAAAUCGGUUCAUUGUUUUACGAUGUACAUUGGCGGAUAUCCUACACGGAAGAUGGCGGAAUGGUCUCAACCACUGAUACAAUCAAUGGUUUAGAAGGCACACCAGAUAUACUGGAAAGAAUCAAACGUUUAGCUAAGCUGCCAGUCGACGAUAACAUUCAAACCGAGGAAUUUAGUGACUCUCUUCUUCAGAUCAAUGAGGCAGCAUUGACUAUGAGAAAUAUGGUCAUGUUAGAAGAGAACGCCUUUUACGUAUCAGAACUUGCACCUCUACGAGAUUUUCUCAGUAUUGCCUUAAACCUCCCCAACUCUGACGCCGUUGUAGAAUUAAAACACUACGCUUUAGACAUUGCCGAGCAGCUUACCAAAUAUCUUCACUUCGAGGUUGGAGACCCCCUUUAUCUUUCACUUCUCAAACAAUUGGAUUCACAGGACCGGGGCGCUAUUUUGACUUCACUGAGAGCCAUUAGCAGAAUAUCAAUGAAUCUGGAGGAGAAUAAUCUUCUUAAAGGUGUACCAGCAUCAGCUGUACAAAACAUCAUCGAUUGGACCUUAUUAAAUGACGAAGAUCUCGCACAUGCUUGUUUAGACUUCCUCUAUCAAUACACGGCGGUCGUUGAGAAUGUGGAUUACUUGAUCACGGAGGUAAAAGCAGAGCCACUGGUUAAACAGUUGACGCGACUCCUCAUGCAUGGGGCUCGCAUCAUCGAAAAGGAGUUUAAUUUAGGUACGCAAUACAGAAAACCUGCACCUUCGGAAAUUGCGCCUAUCCCACAAGAUUUACUUCUAGAAAUUUCCAAGUUCGAGGAACCAGAGCGGAGCUCACGUUGGUUACGUUGUCUUUACGAAGAAGAUCCUGAUGAAUCUAUUACGCAAAUCGCCUUGUGGCAUGCCUAUCAACAACAAUUUAGUUACCUGGCUACGGCAACAUCAAAGGCACUUCUACCUGCUGCAGAUUUUAUCAAGAAUGUGAGCACUACCUUCGGCGACAAGGCGAAUGCCCAGGUUCAAAACGGUCCAGUGACAAAAUUUAUCAUCAAAGGAAUUCGAUGCCGCAGUGAGCCAGUAGAUCUGCAGGGGGAGGCAUACACCAAAUGCUUGUGGCGCACUCAUCUCGGACGACCUUGCGGAGAAUUCUUCAUGACCCCUGAGGCAGGCUAUCAGCAUAUCCUCAGAAACCAUUUCGGAGCCCAACUCAAUGCGGAGAACAAAUACGUAAAUUCAGCUACAAAUCAACAAUAUGUGUGUGCAUGGGAUACGUGUUCUCGCUUUCGUUCCUCCCCCGCCACCAAACUAUCGGAAGUUGCUACCCAUAUCAAAGUCCAUCUCCCUCCUAAGCGCACUCUUACUAGCGAGCGCGAAUCCCAGGAACCUUCUGGUCCACCUCCAGCCAAGAAACACAAACCUUCAUAUAUCGUUCAACCACCUCGUAUUAGCUUCAAAUACCACUAUACAGCUGUCGAUGAACAUAAUGAUGCAGCAGGUAUUCCACUGAGUUCGGUGUUAGUUCUCCGGAAUUUGGCGAGGAAUGUUAGUAAAACCGAAGCAGAGGAGACAGCUCUUAAGGAGGGUGAAGUUUCUUGGGUUGACCGAUUGUUUAAACCGGUGGAGCCGAGAUUGUUUGCUAUUUAUGCGCACAAUAAGAUUUUGGUAUGUCAUCUAUUAUUCUAUUUUUUCCCUAAAUCCCCUCAUCAAUGCUUUCUUGUCUCUGUUCAACUCUCACAUGAUUAUCAAAAAAAAAAUCCACAUAACUUUCGUUCAUCCGUAUUGACCGCAAGGUCGUGGGGAGACAAUUUAUCUCUACAUGAUUUUGGUGUUAUCCUGGACACCUAGCUCUCUCGCAAUCAACAAGUCAUUCGGGCAUACUAAUUUUUGCAAUUAAAAUAGGCAACAUACAUGACAGAUCUUCUCGUUGCAAUCAAGGAUACACAAAAUUAAAAAGAAGAGACUCAUCUGGGAUAUGGAGUGAGGGACUGGUAUUUCGGGAUUCAAGCAAACAGCGAAAAUAUGCGUAUGCUUUUCCAUAGGCAUGCACGCAUAUGAUGUGUUAAAUGGCUAUUUAAUAAAGGAGGCGGGGCACAAAAUUUAAGUAUGACGGCUAGGCGUUAUGGUUGUUCAGACUUGCUUGGAGAACUAAUUAUCAUGGUGUAUGAUAGAUGCCUGACUGCUUUACAAUACCUCCGCAGCUUGCCUAUAGUGAUGGGCUUGGAAUGCUAGCGAGGGAAAGAGACUAUGAGUUUUGACCCUACUACUAUCAUUUUUACUUACUGAUAAUGUAUGAGUGAGUGUCAAUGGUGAUAUGAGAAGAUAGAGUAAAAUCCAGAUGCAAUCUGUAUUUGAACUUCAUCCUACAUAAUAUUCAGAUAAUUAUAUCGAACUUCAUCGAGCAGUAAUAAGU
Messenger RNA from Sclerotinia trifoliorum, 3727 nucleotides. NCBI's taxonomy places the organism in Eukaryota, Fungi, Ascomycota, Leotiomycetes, Helotiales, Sclerotiniaceae. The record is from the annotation of a GenBank genome assembly.